AUGUGGAAAGGAGUCAAGGCCCUGAUCCAUAUGCGGAAUGAGAGGUUAAAGUCCAUCCUCGAGACAAAACACCUGUCCAUUCCCAUCAGACUCACCUACUACGUCGACUUCUUCCUCGAAAAUUUUCCACGCCUUAUGGACCGCUGGGAGAAGGGGAGGGAACUCAAGCCUACCAUUGUAUUUAUAGGUUCUCAUAUUUUUUGGAAUCCAAUUUCCUAUAUAUGCACUUUCAAGGUACAUUUUUUAUGCACAGAUGGCGGUCUUCAUCAUAUAGCAAAGCGUGCAGACAGGAAAGGUAUCCUGUAUAAGAAAACACUUAAGCAUUUGAUGCCACACUUCACCCGUCUUGCUUCCAGUGUCCCGGUCUAUUACAAACUCAUUGAUGAUACGCAGGCAUCCCGACAAACAAAAUUCAGGUAUAGUGAAAAAACCAUUGACCUGAUCAACAGAAGUGCCGUUCACCAACUACAGGGAACCGGUGUGAUUAUCUGGGACAGCACUGUUCCUUUGUCUGUCCAGUACACCGACGCCUGUCUGCAGCACCACAAGAGGACUCCCCCUAUGUUCAAGUGGAAAUGCGAUGAUAUUGGCCAUCUUGGGUAUAUUUUUGUGGAUCAGGUCGCAGAUAUGCUGUAUAAUGCUGUCUGUAACAAAUACUUGGACCUUGACGAGGAUUACUGUGGAAUGAACACAGUCGAUUAA
Molecule: messenger RNA, 702 nt
Organism: Penaeus monodon (black tiger shrimp)
Lineage: Eukaryota; Metazoa; Arthropoda; Malacostraca; Decapoda; Penaeidae
Exons: 4
Coding region: 1-702 (233 amino acids)
Source: RefSeq, a predicted model, not a curated record